Messenger RNA from Lathyrus sativus (Indian pea), 816 nucleotides. Lineage: Eukaryota; Viridiplantae; Streptophyta; Magnoliopsida; Fabales; Fabaceae. The record is from the annotation of a GenBank genome assembly.
AUGAGCUUCCAGGACAUUGAAUCUGGCCGGCCGUUUAGACGUGGACCGAUCAACGGUAAGCAAGACCCAACGCAGGCGGUUGCUGCCGGUAUUUUUCAGAUCAAUACAGCCGUAUCAACCUUUCAGAGACUGGUUAAUACGCUUGGAACCCCCAAAGAUACCCCUGACCUCCGUGAAAAGCUUCACAAGACAAGGCAACAUAUUGGGCAGUUGGUGAAGGAUACAUCAGCUAAGCUUAAACAGGCUAGUGAUAUUGAUCACCAUGCUGAAGUUAAUGCAAGCAAGAAAAUAGCAGAUGCUAAACUUGCGAAAGAUUUUCAAGCAGUGUUGAAAGAGUUUCAGAAGGCACAACGUCUUUCAGCGGAGAGGGAAACAGCUUACACUCCUUUUGUUCCACAAGCAAUGCUUCCUUCUAGCUAUACAGCCAAUGAAAUGGAUAUUGGCUCUGAUAAGACACCAGAACAGCGUGCCCUUCUUGUCGAAUCCAGGAGGCAGGAGGUUUUAUUCUUAGAUAAUGAAAUUGCCUUCAAUGAGGCAAUCAUUGAGGAAAGGGAGCAAGGCAUUCAAGAAAUACAACAACAAAUCGGUGAAGUUAAUGAAAUUUUCAAAGAUCUGGCUGUGCUUGUCCAUGAACAAGGAACCAUGAUUGAUGAUAUUGGUUCCAACAUUGAGAAUUCGCAUGCUGCAACCGCACAAGCAAAAACUCAACUUGCAAAAGCUUCAAAAACACAACGAUCAAACUCUUCUUUGGCAUGCCUGCUUUUGGUGAUAUUUGGGAUUGUGCUUCUCAUAGUGAUCAUAGUUCUUGCUGCUUAG